This is a messenger RNA of Paramecium pentaurelia, 577 nucleotides long. The record is from the annotation of a GenBank genome assembly. Lineage: Eukaryota; Ciliophora; Oligohymenophorea; Peniculida; Parameciidae.
AUGAUAAAGUAAAAUAAAGAUGGGGAACCAAUUUUCAUACCACCUACUAAAAUUUUACAAGAGUUAAAAUAUUUACACAAAGAAUUACCAGCAUUUUGUUAUUCUUGGGCUUGGGAAGCUAGAUGUGUUUGUGCUUUUGAAAAAGGAGAAUUUAUUGAAGCAAUAAAAGAAUUGAAAGUAGUUUAUUGUUUGAUAAUCCAAGUAAAUUGGUUGCUAAAAGAGAUGUGAAGUGUAUGCAAAAAAGCCUAUUCUUAUUGGGAAAAGAUUAUUUAAUGUAAGAUUAAUUUCUUAUGGGGCAUCAUCUCCAAAAAAAAUGUUUUUUGGACCAAACCAUUUAGCACAUGCAUUUGAUAAGUUGAUGUUUGAUUAUGUCUAUAUAUUUUUGGAGACACCUUAAAAAACAGCUAAAAAAUUAUAAUUACUUAUAUAAAAAGCUGAAAGUACAUAAAAUUAUAGGUAUUGUUUUUAUUUAAUUGUAAGAUAAAUUGCAAGUUUUAAGGAAAGUUAUAAAUUAUUAUUGGGAAAGGAAUAUGAAGAAUAGAAUAUAGAAGAAGAAUAGAAUGAAGAAUAAGAUUGA